Arvicanthis niloticus (Nile rat) is the source of this 2878-nucleotide messenger RNA. The record is from RefSeq and is a predicted model, not a curated record. Lineage: Eukaryota; Metazoa; Chordata; Mammalia; Rodentia; Muridae.
UGACUGGGACAAGUAUUUGAAAGAGACUGGGUCUGUAAGUGCUCCUUCAGAAUGUUUCAGACAGUCUAAGAUACCACCAACUAAUGAAUUCCAAAUUGGUAUGAAGUUGGAAGCCCGUGACCCUCGCAAUAUUGAUUCAGUGUGUGUUGCUUCGGUCAUUGGCAUUACUGGAGCCAGAUUGCGUCUACGGCUGGAUGGUUGUGACAAUAAGAAUGAUUUUUGGAGACUUGUGGAUUCAUCAGACAUACAGCCUGUUGGGACAUGUGAACAAGGAGGAGAUUUGCUUCAGCCUCCACUGGGGUGCAGAAUGGGUUCUUCUUCAUGGUCCAUGUUCUUACUACGUGUCCUAACUGGAUCUGAACUGGCACCUGCAGUGUUCUUUAAGAAGGAACCACCACGUCCACCCCAAAAUAAUUUUGUAGUUGGGAUGAAGAUUGAAGCUAUCGAUAGAAAAAAUCCAUUUAUGAUCUGUCCUGCCACAAUUGGAGCUGUCUAUGGAGAUGAAAUUCAUAUUAAUUUUGAUGGAUGGAGUGGAAAAUUUGAUUAUUGGUGCAGCUAUGACUCCCGAGAUAUCUUUCCAGUUGGAUGGUGUCGCCUCACAGGAGAUGUAUUGCAGCCACCAGGAAAAAUUGUUCCAAAAAGACCAAGGAAAAAACCAACAACCAGACAAUGGAGAUUAAGAAACGCUCUUUUGGGAAAUACAGAAGCAGCCCCAGAAGCUGCAGAAAAACCUGGGUGCAGUGUAUUCACCAGCACUUUGGGGGAUGAAGACAGAACUUUGAAAGAUGACCAAGCAGCUCCAGCUGAGAAAAAACCCAGGGACAGAGGAUUCACCAAACCUUCGGAAGAUGAAGCCAGACCAGGGGGAGAUGUCCAAGUAGCCCCAGUUGAGAAAAAACCCAAGGGCAAAAGAGUUACCAAACCUUGGAAAGACCAGCCCACAUCUUUUGAAGAUGAAGCAGCAGCCCCAGGUGAUUGUGUUGCUUUGUUUGUCUAUACUGACUUACAAGCUGAGAAAAAAUGCAAGGGCAAAACAGUCACCACUCCUUGGACUGGCCAACCCAGUCUCUUUGCAGAUCAAGGAGCAGCCCCAGCUGAGAAAAAACAGAAGGGCAAAACAGUCACCACACCUUGGACUGACCAGCCCAGACUGUUUGCAGAUCAAGGAGCAGCCCCAGCUGAGAAAAAACGCAAGGUCAAAACAGUCACCACACCUUGGACUGACCAACCCAGACUUUUUGUAGAUCAAGGAGCCGCCCCAGCUGAGAAAAAACGCAAGGGCGAAACAGUCACCACUCCUUGGGCUGGCCAACCCAGUGUCUUUGCAGAUCAAGGAGCAGCCCCAGCUGAGAAAAAACGCAAGGGCAAAACAGUCACCACUCCUUGGGCUGGCCAACCCAGUGUCUUUGCAGAUCAAGGAGCAGCCCCAGCUGAGAAAAAACGCAAGGUCAAAACAGUCACCACACCUUGGACUGACCAACCCAGACUUUUUGUAGAUCAAGGAGCCGCCCCAGCUGAGAAAAAACGCAAGGGCAAAACAGUCACCACUCCUUGGGCUGGCCAACCCAGUCUCUUUGCAGAUCAAGGAGCAGCCCCAGCUGAGAAAAAACGCAAGGGCAAAACAGUCACCACACCUUGGACUGGCCAACCCAGUCUCUUUGCAGAUCCAGGAGCAUCACCAGCUGAGAAAAAACACAAGGGCAAAAGAGUCACCAAACAUCGGAAAGACCAAGCCCAGUUUUUAGCAGAUGAAGAAGCAAUGCCAGCUCUUUUCUCAGCUCUUAGUGUGAGUAGUACAGAGACAACACUACCUUCUUCCUCUGAACAACCAAAUUCUUCUACCUCCAAAGGGGCUCAAUCUUCAAGGAAGUCUCCACGAAAAACAAGUGUUGUGCAACCAGUACCAAAGACCAGAAAGAAAUCAGGACAAACUAAGUCUACUGGAGAUACUUCGUCCACUAAGAAGGGCAUUACUAUUAAAAUUGUCCUACCAAAGAAAAGAGGUGGAAAGUCUGGAAAAAAGGAAAAGAGUAUUCCAGUUGUUUCUUCUACAUCUUCAGCUUCUUUAAGUUCACCAAGGAGAAGUUCUUCAUCUAAUAGGACUUCUGUGGGGCCCUCUGAAAUAGUGAUGUCUACAAUCUGUGUGUAUAUAAAUAAACAUGGAGAUUCUGGCCCCUACCUGGAUCCACAGAAGGUUCAGCAGCUACCUGACCACUUCGGCCCAGGCCCUGUGAAUGUGAUUCUCCGGCAGACUGUGCAGGCCUGUGUGGAUAGUGCCUUUCAGGCCAAGACUGUCUUUCUACUUCUUAAGCCAGAUAAUAGGGGAGGAGAAAUGAUAACUGCCUUCUUCGAUGGGAAAGCUCAUACUGUUCAUCUCCCUCCAGUGAACAGUGCAUCAUUUGCACUUCACUUUCUUGAAAAUUUCUGCCGCAGCAUGCAGUGUGAUAAUUUUUUGAGUAGCCAGCCUUUCAGACGUAAGGCUCAUACCUCAACUGCAGGCAUUGAUCAAAGCAAACCAGGAAAUGAGGAACAAAGGGGAACCUUCAAACGAUUGUCUCUGGAACCUCAACCUUCUGCUUCUGUCUCAUCUAAGAUUCCCAGAAAGUCUGGGCGAGCCUCUAAAGCUUCAAGUUAUAUAGCUGUACCUGACCCCAGUGUCCUGAAACAAGGCUUCUGUAAGGACCCUUCAACCUGGUCUGUGGAUGAAGUGAUACAGUUUAUGAAACAUACAGAUCCUCACAUAUCAGGCCCCCUCGCCGACCUCUUCAGGCAACAUGAAAUUGAUGGGAAAGCUUUGCUACUACUGAAGAGUGAGCUGCUGAUGAAGUAUAUGGGGCUGAAAACUAGGACCAGCAUUAAAACUAUGUUACUACAUUGA